CCCUCCUACCAGUAAAGCUCAGUCAGCGCUGUGCUGUCCCAGUGGCUGUGCCAGGAAGUCGGCGCGUUGUUCUCUGAUCUUAUUGGUUGCUAAGUGCUUGCGUGUCAAGCCACCCGCAACUUCCCGGAAGGAGGAAGCGGCUCCCGGGGCUCGGCACGGGUUCUGAGGGAUCGGAGCCAUCAGGAUACCGGUGGAGAGCCGGGCACGAAGGGAAGGGGCGGCGAAGGUCGGAUAUAUAAAGGGUAUAUCUGGUGAUCGGGUGUUCCAGCACUCGGCUGUCCCCAGAAGCGGCUGCCAGGAUGUUGCCAUUGUCUAUAAAGGAUGAUGAAUAUAAGCCACCUAAAUUCAACCUGGUCCGGAAAGUGUCGGGCUGGAUCAGGUCAAUCUUCUCAGAUUCUACAUCAAGAAACUUAUUCUGUUUUCUCUGCUUGAAUUUAUCCUUUGCAUUUGUGGAACUCUUCUAUGGAAUAUGGAGCAACAGCUUAGGUCUGAUCUCCGAUUCCUUCCAUAUGUUUUUCGACUGCACAGCAUUGUUAGCUGGCCUAGCUGCUUCUGUGAUAUCCAGGUGGAAGACAAAUGACGCGUUCUCAUAUGGGUUCGUCCGGGCAGAGGUCCUGGCAGGUUUUGUGAAUGGUCUGUUCCUAAUCUUUACAGCAUUUUUCAUCUUCUCGGAAGGAGUGGAGCGAGCUUUGGACACCCCAGAGGUCCAUCAUGACCGGCUGCUUCCAGUGUCUGUCCUGGGAUUCCUAGUAAAUCUCAUUGGAAUAUUUGUGUUCCAGCAUGGUGGAAAUCACCAUGGCCAUUCACAUGAAGGAGGCCAUGGACACAGCCAUUCUUCAUUUAAUGGUUCCUUAAGCCAUGGGCACAGCCAUAGUGGGGGUCACGGGCAUAGCCAUGGCACAGGUCAUGGUCACAGCCAUGAAAGCGAUCAUGGGCAUGGACACGAGCAUGGACACGGCCAUAAACAUGAUCACCAUUUUGGCUCUCGUAACGAUGAACCUCCAGAGGAGAUUAGGGGGCCCAGCAAGCAGAUUUUAGAAGGUGUAUUUUUGCACAUUGUUGCAGACACUCUGGGCAGCAUAGGGGUGAUUAUCUCUACUCUUCUAAUGCAGCACUACGGAUGGAUGAUUGCCGACCCCAUUUGUUCCAUGCUUAUUGCUAUGCUUAUUUUCGUCAGUGUUAUACCUUUACUCAAACAGUCGAUUGGUAUCCUGAUGCAACGGACUCCUCCUUCCUUGGAUAAUGUACUUCCCGAGUGUUACCAGAGGGUGCAGCAGUUACAGGGCGUUUACCACCUUCAAGACCCACAUUUCUGGACCCUCUGCACAGACGUUUAUGUUGGGACUCUGAAGCUGGUAGUUGGGCCUGAGGCUGAUACCCGCUGGAUUCUCAGUCAGACUCAUAAUAUUUUCACACAGGCUGGCGUUAGGCAACUAUACGUACAGAUAGAAUCUGCAGCAAUGUAAUCCCUCAGCUGACCUCAUAUCGGACCAAAGUGUAGACCUGAACACUAGGACCUGAGCUCCUACUCUGAUAAAGCCACUGCAGCGAUGCACCCAUUGGGACCAAGUCUCACUCGUCUGCCUGUGGGCAGAGAGGGUCUCCCAUUUGUGCCACAUUUCCUUCAAUUGCCAAUGUACUUUUUUUACAGUGUAAGGACUGCAUAUCGGAUGUUGCCUUUAACACUGUCCAAGAUACCCGGUGCCUCUUAUGAAGUCAUGAUGUACUGUUGAGCUGUAUUUCUUACAGCCAUUCUGCCAGUCACACCAUCAGAUAUACAUAUAUGCACCUUAGGUCUAUUGACUCUUCAUCCAAGGAUAGACUUGAACUGAAACCAAAUGCAUGCAGCAUCUCUCUCGGUGGACAUGGAGGCCAAUAUUAUGAAAUGCAGCAUCCUCAUACAAACUGUUGUAACUUGCCCAACUCCAAUCAAUGUCGGGGAACACAGUCCAUUGUGCUGAAUACAGUGCUGUGUUUGGCCAACCUCUGUUAUAGAAAAAAAAUACCUGACCUCUUCAUUGCUUAUUGUAAAGAACAGGGAAGUAGUUUAUGCUUCAGACUAGUAGAUUUCUGUGAACAGUGUUAUAAUUCGCUAAACCAGCAAGGCUGCCAAUGAGCAAAGUGACUCUUUGCCAGUUACAGCCCCCACUUAGAAACUGGAUAGUAAUGCUAUAACCCAAGUGCCUUUCCCUACCAUUUGGUUGGGAGACCUGAUGCCCCAUAGCACAGCGGGGUGUGACCUAUGCUAUGUCUUGAUGUCAUCGUGGUUGUAUCCUGCAUUCUAUCUGUCCAUCUGGGAUGUUUCUCUGCAGCCUAUAGUUUUAUUGCUGCAUCACAGAAAAGCUGGAUGUAAGAUUAUAACAAAGAAAAAAA
Nanorana parkeri is the source of this 2373-nucleotide messenger RNA. RefSeq names its product solute carrier family 30 member 7 (gene SLC30A7). The record is from RefSeq and is a predicted model, not a curated record. Bases 300 to 1466 code for a protein of 388 amino acids. Gene Ontology annotation, cellular component: Golgi apparatus; membrane. Gene Ontology annotation, biological process: intracellular zinc ion homeostasis; zinc ion transport; transmembrane transport. The transcript has 11 exons. NCBI's taxonomy places the organism in Eukaryota, Metazoa, Chordata, Amphibia, Anura, Dicroglossidae. Gene Ontology annotation, molecular function: zinc ion transmembrane transporter activity.